AUGUCACGAUCCGGUGAAGAAGUGUGGAAGAAUAGCACAGAAAAGAUCAACUCCGAACUCUUCACUUUAACAUAUGGUUCAGUGGUGGCCCAACUAUGUUCAGAUUAUAAUAACAAUUAUAAUUUGGUCAAUAAACAAUUAGAUUCUAUGGGAUAUAAUAUUGGGAUUCGAUUGAUUGAAGAGUUCCUUGCGAAAACAGGUGCUGCCAGAUGUCAUACCAUGAAGGAAACUGCAGAAAUAAUCCUGAAGGUUGGAUUUAAAAUGUUUCUUAAUAUAACUCCUCAAGUUGAUAAUUGGUCACUUGAUAAUAGACAAUUUUCAUUGAUACUAAAUGAAAACCCCUUGGCUGAUUUCGUUGAAUUGCCUUCAGAUGCUAAAGAUUUAUGGUAUAGUCAAAUUCUAUGUGGAGUAUUAAGAGGUGCAUUGCAUAUGGUACAAUUGGAUGUGUCUGUAUGGUUUGUUAAAGACGUUCUAAAAGGUGAUGAUAUAACAGAACUCAAACUCAAGUUAAAUAAAAUAUUAAAGGAUGAAGUACCUGCUGGAGAAGAUUAA
Molecule: messenger RNA, 552 nt
Organism: Lizanozyma spartinae
Lineage: Eukaryota; Fungi; Ascomycota; Pichiomycetes; Serinales; Debaryomycetaceae
Gene: BET3
Product: TRAPP complex core subunit
Exons: 1
Coding region: 1-552 (183 amino acids)
Biological process (GO): intra-Golgi vesicle-mediated transport; endoplasmic reticulum to Golgi vesicle-mediated transport
Cellular component (GO): cis-Golgi network membrane; TRAPP complex; cytosol
Source: RefSeq, a predicted model, not a curated record